UAUAGGUGAAGACGCAUGCGGUAGAGAGGACUCGGAAUGGGAUUGCGUUCUGCCUGUUGUCUGCAUUUGCUCGACGGACUAAUGAGUGAAUUACUCAGCAAAUAGUAAUAAUAUUCACCCGUAAAUUUAGUUGUGAUACUUAAAACGGUAUCAGAACCAAAUCCCGCGUAUCGUAUUUGGCAGAUAAGACGGCAAACGGUCGGCGGAAAUGUCGUAUUGUCGGGAAGAAGGAAAGGACAAAAUUAUCUUUCUCACCAAAGAAGACUAUGAUCAACCAGGGACAAUUGAGCUGGGAGAGGAUGAGCAGCCUGCAGGCCUGAUCGGCGCCGACGGCGAGAUCAACUGGAACUGCCCGUGUCUGGGCGGCAUGGCGACGGGGCCGUGCGGCGUCGAGUUCCGGGAGGCCUUCUCCUGCUUCCACUACAGCUCGGCGCAGCCGCGCGGCAGCGACUGCUACGAGCCGUUUCAGAAGAUGCACGAGUGCAUGCAGAGCUACCCCGAGCUGUACGGCAGCUCCGAGGACGACGACAAGGAGUUCCAGGAGAAGAUGGAGAAGGCCGAGGCCGAGUCUGCCGCGCGGGCGGACGCGACAGUAGAGGCCGCUCCCACUACAACAGAGGCUGCCGCCGAGACCGCCUCCGCGCCCAUUGAAAACAAAGUGCAAGCGAGAUCCUAACGGAGGCUUUGGGGCGCGGCGCGCGACUGUCUGAUGUGUUAGUACCUCAUUGUUACUCAUGGGAUGCGGUGAGUCCCGGGGAGUGCACUUGGUUGCGCGGGUCUGAAUGCUCUCCCAGGUCGAUUGCAUGACCACGGGCGGACCUGGGGGAGGG
Pollicipes pollicipes is the source of this 830-nucleotide messenger RNA. Its product is annotated as mitochondrial intermembrane space import and assembly protein 40-B. The record is from RefSeq and is a predicted model, not a curated record. The coding region runs from base 209 to 676 and encodes 155 amino acids. Lineage: Eukaryota; Metazoa; Arthropoda; Thecostraca; Pollicipedomorpha; Pollicipedidae. Gene Ontology annotation, molecular function: protein-disulfide reductase activity. Gene Ontology annotation, biological process: protein import into mitochondrial intermembrane space. Gene Ontology annotation, cellular component: mitochondrial intermembrane space. The transcript is spliced from 4 exons.